UUUCGACACCAUCAGUGGUCAAGAGAUAUUUGUCAGCAUUAUGCUCUCUGAGGAAAUCUGAACCUUCAGCGUCUCACUCCUUUUUCCCACCCUGCAGGCCAAAUUCAAGCCAUUUACAGAUCCUCCCCUCAUUUCUCUGUUUCAUGAUCAAAUGGUUUAUGUGCUAAAAUACGCUUCCUGAUUUAAUCAGGGCAGACAACCUGCAAGUCACAGGACAGACAGGAAUCUCACGGUCACUCCAGAGGAAAAGAGCAAGAGAGAGAGAGAGAGAGAGAGAAAUGGCAGAGGGUUUCAGUCAGAGCAGUGGUGAGGCCCCUGAAUAUAAGCUGGUCCCUCUUAGGGGCUUCAGCCUAAUAUCAGGAAUCCACUCUCCCGAGGUUGUGGAUCAAAUUCAGAACUUUGAGAUUCAAGACUCGGAUGUCUUUGUCAUUACUUACCCAAAAUCAGGGACUAUUUGGUUGCAGCAAAUCCUCAGUCUAAUAGAGGUCAAAGGUGAUGUUACAGCAACAAUUAAUCAGCUGAAUUCUGAGCGAGUACCAUGGAUUGAACUCUUAGAUUCUAGGAAACAGUUUGUUUCUGCCCCUUCCCCCAGGAUCUGCGUGUCUCAUCUGCCAUACAAAUUCAUGCCAGUUGGACUGAAACAAAAGAAAGGCAAGGUCAUCUAUGUGGCCAGAAAUCCAAAGGAUGUUUUGGUGUCUUACUACCACUUUCACAAAUACGCAAAUAUGCUGGAGACCCCAAAAGACUUUGAUACAUUUUUUGAGAAAGGAAAGGAAGGAAAUGUUUUUGGUAAUUGCUGGUUUGAGCAUGUCAAGAGCUGGUUCUCCCACAAAGACGAGAUGAAUUUCUUGUACAUUACAUAUGAGGAGAUGAUUAAGGACUUACGGUCAGUGGUUGAAAGGAUCACUUCAUUCUUGGCGAGGAACUUGACAUCACAGCAGUUGAAUGAUGUUAUUGAGCACAGUACCUUCAAAAAUAUGAAGAACAAUCCCCAGGCCAAUUACCAGCAGAUCCCUGUCAUCCUGCUGAACCACCAGCUGGGAUCAUUUCUGAGGAAAGGAACUGUUGGUGACUGGAAGAACUACUUCACUGUGGCACAGAAUGAGAGAUUUGACAGAGUGUACCAACAGAAGAUGAAAGAUGUUCCUCUUUCUUUCAUCUGGGAUAUGAAUGAUCUCAUCACACCAUGAUUUAUUCAGGCUCAUCAGCAGGGUUUGAAAUCAAAAAAGUAAAAAAUCAAUAAAGAAAAUCUGAAAUGGUUUAAAAGUUUGGAGACAGUAAAUUAUUAUUUUUUCUUUAUUUUGGUAAGAUAAACCAUUCUACUGUUUGGUGUAGAAUAUUUGGGGAUGGUAACAUUUUUUAUUUUUUUUUAUAAA
Cyprinus carpio (common carp) is the source of this 1376-nucleotide messenger RNA. Its product is annotated as amine sulfotransferase-like. Gene Ontology annotation, molecular function: sulfotransferase activity. NCBI's taxonomy places the organism in Eukaryota, Metazoa, Chordata, Actinopteri, Cypriniformes, Cyprinidae. The record is from RefSeq and is a predicted model, not a curated record. Gene Ontology annotation, biological process: sulfation. Gene Ontology annotation, cellular component: cytoplasm.